Hevea brasiliensis (rubber tree) is the source of this 459-nucleotide messenger RNA. RefSeq lists its product as uncharacterized. The transcript has a single exon. Bases 1 to 459 code for a protein of 152 amino acids. The record is from RefSeq and is a predicted model, not a curated record. NCBI's taxonomy places the organism in Eukaryota, Viridiplantae, Streptophyta, Magnoliopsida, Malpighiales, Euphorbiaceae.
AUGACUAUAGACAAGGAACUCUGUGACCUAGGUGCAAGUGUAAGUCUGAUGCCUCUGUCAAUAUGUAAAAAACUGGACGUAGGAGAGCUCAAACCUAUAACAAUUUCACUGCAACUGGCUGAUUGGUCUGUAAAGUAUCCUAUGGGCAUCCUAAAGAAUAUCCCUAUUAAGGUGGGAAAGUUCUUCAUCCCAGUUGAUUUUGUUGUUUUGAAAAUAAUGGAAGAUGUCCAAAUUCCUAUCAUCAAGGGAAGACCUUUCUUGGCAAAUGCCGGAGCUAUCAUAAAUGUUAAGAAUGGGCGGUUAACUCUCAAGGUAGGAGAUGAAGAAGUGGAAUUCAACCUGUUCAGAACAAUGAAGCACAAAAUUGAACCUGAUGAAUGUUUAAAGGUUGAUAUAGUUGACAAGAUAGCUGAAGAGGAAUUUUAUAAAGCACAUCCUAAAGAUCCUCUUGAAGCAUGA